AUGAUAAACCCUAAACUCUCUGAGACUCUACCCACCAAUUUUGGUAGCAUCCGGAAAGCCAUAAAAGAUAUGGAGUAUGGCGGAUAUCUCAUUCCGAAGAACUGGCAGAUUUUCUGGGUUACGGGCAUGACACAAAUGGAUGAUACCAUAUCUCCAGAACCAUCAAAUUUCGAUCCAAAUAGAUUUGAGAAUCCAGGUUCACUUCCACCUUACUGCUUCGUUCCAUUCGGAGCGGGACCCCGAGUAUGUCCCGGAUACGAAUUUGCAAGGAUUGAAACCCUUGUUUCGAUUCAUUAUCUGGUUACUCGGUUUACAUGGAAGCUACUAUGUUCAGACAACUCUUUCAGCAGGGAUCCAAUGUCCGUCCCGGCUAAAGGAUUACCUGUUCAAAUCAGUCCUAGGAAACUGAUAUGA
Messenger RNA from Hibiscus syriacus, 414 nucleotides. RefSeq names its product beta-amyrin 28-monooxygenase-like. The transcript is spliced from 2 exons. Gene Ontology annotation, molecular function: iron ion binding; monooxygenase activity; oxidoreductase activity, acting on paired donors, with incorporation or reduction of molecular oxygen. Lineage: Eukaryota; Viridiplantae; Streptophyta; Magnoliopsida; Malvales; Malvaceae. Gene Ontology annotation, biological process: sterol metabolic process. The record is from RefSeq and is a predicted model, not a curated record. The coding region runs from base 1 to 414 and encodes 137 amino acids.